GCUGAACUCCUAAUCUUAAUGAUGAGUCAAGCAGGUUUUAAUAAAAGAGCCAGUUUGGCUCAACUCUUUUACAAAUGUGCUAAACUUGAACUCAAUCUCGACCCGUUUAUUAACGAGGCAAAAGUAAACAAGACAAAGUUUGGCUCGACUCGGCCCUAUUUAUAACUUGUUUUAUGAUGAAGAAAAAAUAGCUUUAUAAAUUAUUUUUAGGGGUGGCAGUCGGUCGGUUUCGGUUCAACCGAAAAUUGAAAACCCGGUUAUCGAUUAAACCGAGCCACCCUCUAUAGCUGCCGACCACCGACCGUGAGAGUGGUCACGAUUAGCCGCCCACCGACCGGUCGGUUUCGGUUUUAGGCUCGGUUAGCCGGCCAAUCGGAAAACUACCUUUUCUAAAAAAAAAUUAAAAAUUAAAAGCAACACAAAAUCUGCACCACUCACUCCUAACCUAACCCCUCCGUUUUCUCGAUUCUUCUUCCCAGACUCUCUCUCUCCCUACUCUCUCUCUCGAUUCUCUUCUUCCUCUUGAAGGAAAAUCGAAAAACCCUUGCCGCCGCCCGCCAAGCCGAAAUCGCCUCCUCCCUCACCUCUCUCGUUCUGCCUCUCCCUCAAUCGGCGACAUCCUCUCUCUCUCUCUCUCUCUCUCUCUCUCUCUCUCUCGUUAUGUCUCCUCCAAUCUGAAAGAAGAAAGCGAACCAACAAACCAAGAACAAAUCGUUCCCUCUCUCUGCUCUUUCUCACUCUCCCUCAUCUUACCCAGAAGGCCAUAAAAUGAGCCGGGCUCGGGACGCCGGCGAUGGCCUCCGCCGCAGUGAGAAUGUGGAGCGGGUGCAGGUGGCGGGUUUGGCGGAGGUGCUGGUGGAGGCGGAGGGUUAGGCGGCGGCGACGGGUUAGGAGGCGGCGGUGGUUUAGGUGGUUGGAUUGGUAAGGGCGGGGAAUCGGCGGUGGGAUCAGAAAAGUUGGAGGGUUUGGCGGCAGAGCAGGUGGCGGGAUCGGAAAAGGUUGAGGUCUAGGUGGCGGAAUAGGUAAGGGAGGUGGGCUUGGGGGCGGUGCCGGCGGUGGGAAGGGCAGAGGACGUGGCGGCGGAGCAAGUGGUGGCUUUGGCAAGGGCUUGUUGGCUAUGGCGGUGGUGAGAGUGUAGAUCUGCUUCUUCUUCUUCUUCUUCCUGGAUUUGGGAAUUUUAUUUAUUCAAGAUGUGGGAAUGGAGAUGAAUCUAGACAGGAUUUUGGGAAGGUUAAGUGGGUCUCGGUUGGCCCGGUUAGUCGGAUAACCGCGGUUAAUCACCGUCGGUUACUCGAUCAACUGACCCCUUCCUUUUCCCAUCCGACCACCGACCGCCAAGGUAACUGGUCGAUUUUCGGUUAAAACCGGCGGUUACCCGCUAACCGCAAACCAAAAUGCCAGCCCUAAUUAUUUUUAAUACAUAACCCAAGAAAAAGCCCAGCCCAGUCAAGAAGUAACGAGGGAGAAGACCAAGUAGCACAAUCUCCGUAGAAGUCCACUGAAAAACCGCCACCUCUCCCUUUCUCUCCAUCCUCUCUGAGACUGAAACAUCUUCCUUUUUUUUUUUAACUCACUCACUUAGUCUUCAUCUUCCCUCUCUUCUCUCCCACACCCCAAAACCCCUCUCCUCUCUUCCGCUUCCCAAAUCAAGAUCUGAAUUCCUUCUCCGGCCACCACCACCGUCAGCAUCAAUGGGGAAAGGCGGAUCUCUGAGCGACUCCGUCCUCAAAAAAAUCCUCCUCUCCUACACCUACGUCGCAAUCUGGAUCUUCCUCUCCUUCACCGUCAUCGUCUACAACAAGUACAUCCUCGACAAGAAGAUGUACAAUUGGCCCUACCCGAUCUCGCUAACCAUGAUCCACAUGUCCUUCUGCGCCUCCCUCGCCUUCGUCCUCAUCAAGGUCUUCAAGGUCGUCGAGCCCGUCUCCAUGUCGCGGGAGAUGUACAUCUCCUCCGUCGUCCCCAUCGGCGCGCUCUACUCGCUCUCCCUCUGGCUCUCCAAUUCCGCAUACAUCUACCUCUCCGUCUCCUUCAUCCAGAUGCUGAAAGCCCUGAUGCCGGUCGCCGUCUACUCCAUCGGGGUCGCGCUCAAGCGGGAGAGCUUCAAGACCGACACCAUGGCCAACAUGCUCUCGAUCUCGGUGGGCGUCGCGAUUGCCGCGUACGGCGAGGCGAGGUUCGACGUCUGGGGGGUGAUGCUCCAGCUGGGAGCCGUCGCGUUUGAGGCCACGCGGUUGGUAUUGAUUCAGAUCUUGUUGACUUCGAAAGGGAUUACUCUGAAUCCGAUUACUUCUUUGUACUAUGUCGCCCCCUGUUGCCUGGUUUUCCUCUUUAUCCCUUGGAUCUUCGUCGAGUACCCUGUUUUGAGGGAGACGUCGAGUUUCCAUUUCGAUUUCGUAGUGUUUGGGACCAAUUCGUUCUGUGCUUUUGCCCUGAAUCUCGCCGUUUUCCUGCUCGUGGGCAAGACGUCGGCGUUGACCAUGAAUGUGGCUGGGGUUGUCAAGGAUUGGCUGUUGAUUGCCUUCUCGUGGUCGGUGAUCAAGGAUACUGUGACUCCGAUCAAUUUGGUUGGGUACGGGCUUGCAUUUUUGGGCGUUGCGUAUUACAACCAUGCCAAGUUGCAGGCAUUGAAGGCUAAGGAGGCGCAGAAGAAGACCCAACAGGCGGAUGAUGAGGAGCAAGGAAGGUUGUUGGAAGAGAGGGAAAGUGAAGGCAAUGGCAAGAGAAGUGAAUCGCAGAACUAAUAAUCUCACUUCUCUCCUUCUGAUUAGUUUCUGCUAUGAAGUAUUCAAGAUCUACGAGAAGAAAAGAAAAAAAUUUAGUUGAUUGGGAGGUGGGGGAAGGAAGAAUGAGGCAAUAAGAGCAAAAGGGUGACUGAGAUUGAGGCCGAGGGGGAUUUUGGAGCUGUAAAGGUUAGGGUUUUGGCUGGGCUCUGAGGUCUGGUCUGACCAUGGCCUUUGAUAGAGGGAGAGAGAAGAGGAAGAAGAAGAAAGGGAGCUGGUGUGGCUGCCUGGCAUUCUGCCAUUUACCUCAGUUCCCAUUUACUCAUUUCGGUAAUGUUCGGUUUCUCUUGGCUAGACUUUUACGUUGUUCUUCUUUUUUCUGUGCUAGUUGUCUCCUUAGUUCUUAUGGAGAGGUUAUUCGAGAUUCCAGCAGCAGAGGAGUAGCCUUGAAUUACCUUUAUUUUUUCUUUUUUUUUUCUUCGUUGAAUGUUGCACUUGGUAAUGUAGGAAGACAGGCGACUUCUAUUGAUGAUAAUGAGUAUCAAUCUUUUGAUUAGCACUUAUUUAUUCAUAUACAUGCAGUCUCUUUUCAAGUAUUUCCUGGUUAUGUGUUUGAGAUCUCUGAUCGAAUAUGUCACUGGUUCAUCAAUUUUGAAGCUUUCAAUGUUACUCCCUGUUGGAUAUGGAUUGAGCUGUGGCUACCGAGAAGGGUCGUCUUCAUGAUUAAUGUUGAAUGAAACUGAGGCAUCAUAAUGUAUUGCUUUGCUUGUGAAACUGGUGCUGCCUUUCACUAGGGCGGGUACAUUUUUAGCUGUCUAUCCUUGUUAGGGACGUUUUUCUUCAGGAUCUGCAUUUAAGGCUCUGCUUGUGAGUUGUGAUCACUGAUCUCCAUUUAAGACUUAGUUGGGGGUUUCCUUUGGACCAAUGGUUGUUGUGUGUGUUUCUUGGAUAAUUUAUCAUGGGUAUUAGCGGCGGAGCUAGGAAUCUUAAUGAGAGGGCUGAUUUGGGGAUGAGGGCGAAAGCCUUAACCAACUACUCUAUUUCCUAAAUUUGUUCUGAUUUUACAUGCAGUUUGGCCUAUAUUUUAUAGUUUAGGAGGGCUAUAGCCCCUCGUGACUUCAACGUAGCUCUACCACUAACUGGUAAGUUUUGUCUUGCAUCAUCAAAACCCCUCUAAAGCUUGAAUCACAUUUUCAACUUGAAUCAUAGGGACAACAUUCAUCACACCCUCCCCUACUCAUAGAAACCCCCUUGGUACUCGUUGCUGUUGGUAGCUAUCACCAUAUGGAGCUUUACAUCAGUAGUGUUGUACCCUUGUGGCCCUGUGUUUGGUCACAUAGGCUUUUUGUUGGAAAGGGAUGUUGAAUUGUCAUAUCUCAUAGCUCGUUAAAGUUUGCCUUUUGGAUUGUAACUUAACUUGUAAGAAAGCAGCCUGCAUGAGGGUUGUUUCUUGCUAUCCAACACGUACCCUUCUUUGGCUCUGAAAAGGCUGGUUUGGUUUGGUGCCAGUAACUGAAAAAGGAAAUGAGUUUUGAUAACAAGAAAAGAGCCAAGUGAUGAUUGGUCUGGUCUAUCACGUGUUAUGGGAGGGAACACACUGCUUUUGUUGCCUGAAGAGCUGAAACAACUGAAGAAGGAAUAUGAAUUCUGGUGUUCAAACUUCAAAGUGUCGGUGCAGUUAAGUUGUAUGGGGAAACUGCAGCCUUGGAUUGGGAUCUUAGAACUUGGGAGAUAUAGUUGUUGCAGCAGAAGCGAUGGUGAUGACUCCCAGAGGUGAAGAAGAGUCCGUUUGUUUAGGUACGCGUGUCGGUGUUUUUUCCCCCCAUAAAUGACCAAGUUUGCUGCUUUUCUCAUAUCGACUGUUUUGUACUAAUUACUAGGAGAAAAAACACACUAGUGCUUCUUUCAUACAAGUAAAAACAAAUAAGACUUGGACCUAUCGCACUUGUAUAUUGUUAAGUGAUGACUCGUGGUGUCUCAGAGCAUCUUCAACGGCAGCUAUCGUUGGAGCCGCCGCCGUCCGAAAAGCAUCUUUUACUGGCCAAGUAGUGUAGCCGGCCGACCUCAGCUUCCAGAAUUGGGAAAACAACAACAAUGGGAAAAGGAGAGAUGCCAACACAAAUUACCUUUGAGUUCCCAGCAUUUGUCAACUUGUUCCUAGUAUGUAUUCUGUUAAUCUGUUAUGAGUGUAAACAUAUGUUAUGUCCUAAUCAAGCCAUUUUCGACGAUUUUUCGAUCACGUGGUUAUUUUCCGUCUUUUAAAUUCUGAAUGGCUAAACGUCGUCCUAACUUUAUUAAUAUUGCCCUAACUUAUUUGUUAAAAUUACAUAAUAGUCCAAUUUAGAAAAAAAAUUCAAAACGCUUUUUAAAUCACAGAACUCUCCGCAUCGGAACACAACAAAUCAGCUGCCGACAACUUCCUCCGCUGCAACCACCCCAAUCCCGCCGCCUUCGUCCUCUUGUCGUCGACUCGUCGUUGGAACUCUCCCCCGCCGGAAGGCAGCAAAUCUGCCGCCACCGACGUCCUCUGCUGCAACCAAGCAACCAACCCAAUCCGGCCGCCUCCGUCCUCUUGUCAUCGUUCUCCUCCAGCAGCGCACCCCACUAUUGUCAUCAUUCCCACCAUUGCGACAGAGCCUCUCUUCCAUCCUGCCUUCGAUCCUUCUAUCACGUCCUCUCAAUCAUUCCAUUCGUUGUCCCUUAUAUAUUUAAAAAUUGAGAAGCAAAAUUAAAUUGAAUGGUGGAUUAAUUAUAUUAAUACCAAAUAUGGUAUGAUGGGGAGGACGGGGGCGGCCGGGCUGCUAUCGGUGGCCAAAGUGGGUUGCUGGUGGAUGAAGGGAGCAGCCGGGCGGGUAGUGGUGGCGACGAGUACUGUGGCCGCACUACCGGUCAAUUUUUUUUGGAUUGUUUAUUAUAAUAAAAUAUUUUUUGAAAC
Messenger RNA from Linum trigynum, 5658 nucleotides. NCBI's taxonomy places the organism in Eukaryota, Viridiplantae, Streptophyta, Magnoliopsida, Malpighiales, Linaceae. The record is from the annotation of a GenBank genome assembly.